AUGACUGCAUCAGGAAAAACAGCAGAAAUGUUAGAAAAAUCAACCGUUGAUCCAGGCAGUUCAUUCAACCUAUUUGUGAACAAUUGUAGCAUAGAGCCUAUUAAAAGGAUGUUUUGUUUUAGCAAAAACAAAAUCGUUAUUUUCUAAAUAUUCAGGAAAUAACACUACUCGAGUAGAAUAAAAGGCUCAGUUGAAGUUUGUGAAGAUCAAAAUAAUGUGAAAAUGCUAUUCGAUGCUGAAUUGAACUGUGUUAAUAAUACUAAAUUACUUGUAAUGCAAUUAGAAAACAUGUGUUUCAGCAUUAACAGAUUAUAAUAUAUAUAAAGGAAUUACCACUACUUGUAAAAACUCUAUUGGAGCCCGUUCUCCAGAUCCGAAGCCACCAAUAAAAUAUUAAUAAGGAUGUGUUAAGAAAGUUAAUUU
This is a messenger RNA of Paramecium tetraurelia, 423 nucleotides long. RefSeq lists its product as uncharacterized. Lineage: Eukaryota; Ciliophora; Oligohymenophorea; Peniculida; Parameciidae. The transcript is spliced from 3 exons. The record is from RefSeq and is a predicted model, not a curated record. The annotation marks the transcript as partial.